Rasamsonia emersonii CBS 393.64 is the source of this 1164-nucleotide messenger RNA. RefSeq names its product Protein phosphatase methylesterase 1. Bases 1 to 1164 code for a protein of 387 amino acids. Lineage: Eukaryota; Fungi; Ascomycota; Eurotiomycetes; Eurotiales; Trichocomaceae. Gene Ontology annotation, molecular function: protein methylesterase activity. The record is from RefSeq and is a predicted model, not a curated record. The transcript is spliced from 7 exons. Gene Ontology annotation, biological process: protein demethylation.
AUGAGCGACUUUCAGAAGGAGUUUGUCAAGUCGCGGCUCGCCAAACUGCCGCCCGAAGCCCCUCCAUUGCUCGACGACGCCGACGACACGGCUGCCCCCCAUCAUGACGAUGACUCGUCUUCGGCCUCGUCGGCGUCCUCGACAGGUACGGUUGUUCCAUCUCCGGGAAAGAAUCUCUUUGCCAGGCCGUCAGGUCUAUCCCCGAGACAACGCCCCAGUUCGUUAAGUUGGACAGACUUCUACGCCCGCGAGCUCUUCUUAGAAGAGGACGUGGGCGACCUGCACAUUGUCCACCAUGCGUACAUCACUCCGCCCACGGGGUCGGGCCCGCUGUUCGUGAUGCACCACGGCGCAGGCUCGUCGGGCCUCUCGUUCGCGUCUUGCUCGGGCGAGAUUCGAAAGCUGCUGCCUGAGGCGGGCAUUCUCUCGGUAGACGCUCGAUACCACGGCAGCACGACGGUGAGCGGCGCGAAAGGCCAUGAGGAUGAAAAGAUCGAGCCUGACUUCCGGCUCGAAACGCUGAGUCGCGAUCUGCUCUUCGUCAUCGACCAGACGCGGUCGCAGAUGGGCUGGGAGACCCUUCCAGACUUGGUCUUGGCUAAUGGGUGUAAUCUUAGGAUCGGCGAUGGACGCACUUCAGAGUAUGGACAACUACCUCUCUACGCGACCGAAGAGCUUUCCGUCGUUGAGUUCCGGAAUCGAAUGGCACACCCGCUCUCGAACAAUCCGCAAUACCACGUCAGCACGGGUCUCUGUGCCCUCAUUGCUCCGAGAAGAAGAGAACCCCGCCGACCCAUCGCGGCCGUGGGUGUGGAGGACGAAUUUGGAGGAUACGAAGCCAUUCUGGGAGGGAUGGUUCGUGGGACUGAGCAAGAAGUUUCUCGAAGCCAAAGGAGGAAAGCUCCUGCUGCUGGCUGGGACGGACCGGCUGGACAAGGAGCUGAUGAUUGGGCAGAUGCAGGGAAAGUAUCAACUCCAGGUGAUCCCCGACGCGGGACACUUCAUCCAAGAAGACCAACCCAGCAAGACGGCUCAGAUCCUGGUGGACUUCUACAAGCGAAACGACCGCAGCGCGCUCGUCCUGCCGCCAAAGUAUACAAUUCUAAGCUAUUUAAAAAAUUUAGUUCUAAGGCUGGGCUUAUGGUACGACAAAGGGGGCCAUAG